Molecule: messenger RNA, 1143 nt
Organism: Aspergillus glaucus CBS 516.65
Lineage: Eukaryota; Fungi; Ascomycota; Eurotiomycetes; Eurotiales; Aspergillaceae
Exons: 2
Coding region: 403-861 (152 amino acids)
Source: RefSeq, a predicted model, not a curated record
CUUUCAUUUCAUUGCGCCAUAAACGUCAGUUCCGCAACCUAAUGCAUUCGCAGACCCCCUCAAGAUCUCGUUAUGCUCGAUCACGAAUCGUGACAGUCGCCCUCCUAGCACUCCUCUUCUCGGCAGCACCGUGCCAUGCAGCCUGCUACUUCCCGGACGGCUCAGCCGCGACUGACAUGGAAACAUGUCCUGGCAGCAAGUCGUGUUGUGGUAAAAAACAGGCGUGUCUUUCGAACGGGCUAUGUUUUGGAGCUGACCUAGGCGUCAUUUAUCGCGGCAGCUGCUCAGAUAGAUCGUGCCCUAUAGUGGACUGCCCGCGCGCAUGCUACACCGCCGGACACAGAACUCCCAGAUUCAUUCGCUAAUCUCUUUCAAUGCCCCGGAAAUGGCGAUUGGACAAACAUGACAUGUAGUGGCAGAGCCGAUGCAGAAACCGCGUGCGGAGUUGAUGCUGCAGGCUGGUUCAAGUGGGCUUCCGGUGGCAACGUAAUGUCAGGCCAGAACGGUGUCUCGACAUGCAGCGAUGUAGCCACAGGGACGACGAACCUGAGAGAUUCAACAAGCUCGACGCAGACAAGUUGCCCGGCUUGCACAGAUCCCGCGAGCCAGUCGUCUAGCCAUUCUGCAGUUGCACUUGGCGCUGGUUUAGGCGCUGGGCUAGGUGUACCUCUAUUGAUAUCAACGGCGCUCUUGAUUUAUUGCAUGGGCGCGCGGCGACGACUGCUGUCCGAUCCACAGCGGCAGAUGAACAUGAACCAGCCAAUCGCCGGACAGUCAAGAGAUCUGCCUUCUGAGUUGAAUGGGGAGACAUACGUGGCUGAAAUGGGCUCUAAAGACACUCGCGCUGAACUGCAAGGAUAGCGAGGCCUUUCGGCUUAAAUUAUCCUUGGCGCCACCCGCAAAAGUGCAGCAGAACGAUAUAUACAUAUAUAACUAUAUAUAAUUAUUCAAUUGGUAUCCCGAACUUAGAGUAUGUAACCACGGCCGUUGUCGUGUACAGUGAAAGGUAGAUGAAGACGAACGCUACGAUUGAGUCCAUUCGGCCGAUUCGGAGAAUGCAGGGACAUUUAUCGCGCACCUUGGCCGGAAAAAUGCUGGAGCUCGAACGCUUUUAUCUCUCGACCUUGAGAUGAGUAACCUGCA